Molecule: messenger RNA, 751 nt
Organism: Theobroma cacao (cacao)
Lineage: Eukaryota; Viridiplantae; Streptophyta; Magnoliopsida; Malvales; Malvaceae
Source: RefSeq, a predicted model, not a curated record
AGCAUUUGAAGAAGAAAGCAAAAAAUCGAGCCUCACUUGAAGGAUCUAUAUGUGAGGCUUAUAUUAUCGAGGAAAUCUCCUCGUUUUGCUCAUGGUAUUUUGAGCCUGUUGUGCGAACAAGAUUAAAUAGAGUGCCACGUAAUGAUGAUGGGGGAGACGUGGACUCUCAGGGUCGUCUUUCAAUUUUCACUCAUCCUAGGCGAGCUUUUGGUCCAUUAUAUAAAUCUCGAUUUUAGAUGAGGAUGAGUUUUAUGCUACUGAACUAUAUGUUUUAAUGAAUUGUGAAGAGAUGGUCCCAUAUAUAAAGAUGUUUGAUGAAAUUAUCAAGGGAGAUGUUAUGCAUAUAUCGGAAGAUGAAUUGGAGAAAGUACGUGAUGCAAGAUUCAUUAAAUGGUUUAAAAAUUAUGUUGCAACACGUGCGGAUGAAAUUGACCCACGUAUACUUGAAAUCUCUCAUGGUCCAGGAUGUAUGAUAAGGUGUUACAAAGGAUACUUUGUAAAUGGUUUCAAGUUUCACACCCUAGAUUACGGCCAAAAUCGUAAGACAAUGAAUAAUGGGGUUUGCAUAAAAAGGAGUUUUUACAAUGAUUAUGAGUGUGACUUUUAUGGUAUUUUAGUGGAUAUAAUUGAGUUGGAGUAUUUUGAAAUCAUAAAUAAAGUUGAGCUAUUUAAGUGUCAUUGGUUUAACACUGAAAAAGGUAUUAAGGUAGAUCUUUUGCAUGGUCUUGUUGAAAUUAAUGCAACUCAAUAG